This is a messenger RNA of Saitoella complicata NRRL Y-17804, 1154 nucleotides long. Its product is annotated as DUF1746-domain-containing protein. The transcript is spliced from 2 exons. Bases 71 to 1048 code for a protein of 325 amino acids. The record is from RefSeq and is a predicted model, not a curated record. Gene Ontology annotation, cellular component: Dsc E3 ubiquitin ligase complex. Gene Ontology annotation, biological process: protein processing; SREBP signaling pathway. Lineage: Eukaryota; Fungi; Ascomycota; Saitoellomycetes; Saitoellales; Saitoellaceae.
GCCCCCACGUCAGCCGCCGAGCGCACCGAGUACCUAGGUAAACACCAAUUGCGAACGAAUGCUACGAUAAAUGCCAUCAGAAUCACCAUCAGCUGCUGGAGGCAACUUCCUGCCAACGGGUCUUCGAAUGGAUCGUCGGCCUGGAUCUCAUUGGUGGAGUGGGCCUGUACCGCCGGCUGUGCCGACGCAUACGCGGCCGACGACGAAUGGCAUUGGCAAUGACAAUUCAGCAAAUCAGAGACCAAUGGGGGCGGAUCGGAGACCGCCACCUGUACCAGCUACAACAGGAGGUCUUCCCGGUUCAUCUGUGUUCUCUGCUCUAGCGGCAACACCCUCUAUUCAGAAUUCAACGGAGCUCAGCGCACGGAAUCACCCAGCGUACCUCCUCUCAUGCCUCGACCUCCUCGUAUACGCCAACAUGAUCUACAUCUACUUCCUAGAUACCUCAUUCCUCCGCCUCUUAAUCCGAGCAUUCAUCCACGCCCGCGCACUAUCACCAAAACCCUUCCCAGUCCCCGAUCCACCACUAAGACUCUCCUCCAUCUUCUUCGUGUGGGCAACGUUUCUGUUCCCAUUCAUCGACCACAUCAUCUCCGGCGGCCCGGAAGGAGCGGAGGGCAUGGGCGGGUAUCUGCACGGCGGGAUCGUGAUCAAUUUUGUCGGUGAGAUGGGAAGCGUGAGUCGGUGGAGGUUGUGUGCGCUUGAUUUGUUGAUUUUGGGGAUACAGUGCGUGAUGCUGUCGCUUGUUACGAUGCGCCAUUAUCCGUCUUCCGCGGCGUUGACUGCACCCGCACCUCAGACUAUUGAGGAUGAGGAAGCAGGUGUACGGACGACGAGGAGGGGGUAUGCACAAGUUGCGGAUGAGGAUGAGGAUGAAGAUGAUAUCAUCGUCACUGAGGGAGGGAAGGAAAAGGAUGAUGCAAUACAAAUCAUCAACCCAUGGCGAGCGAUACGAAUAGUUUGGAAUGGGGAGGGGUCAGUGGAUGAGGCGCCGACAGCGACUGCCACAACGAGAACUGCAUCAAUGAAUCGGAUCUUCUUUUCGUGAUGGCGUGUGGUACAGGCGCCUGGAACGGGUGCUUGAAAGUAUGGUAGGGUAAAGGCGAACCACCUAGUUAUACCCAUCGGGCAAACGUUUCGACGUCGACUACGUC